UCGUGGCGAAAAAGACCAGGGUUUUCGACACGACCGUGAUGGCGUUUGACACGACCAAGACCGCGUUUGACCAUGGCGGACACGAAGACCACCGUGCUCAGCACGACGGCCACCGUGUCUGACACGUCGACGAUCGUGUCGGACACGAAGACGGUUGUCCUCAAUACGAUGGUGGUAGUGUUCGACAAUACGACGGUCGUGUACGACACGACGUCGGUCACGACGACGGGCGUGCACGACAACGAGCCGGACACGACGACGAGCGUGUUCGACACGACGACGGCCGUGUUCGACACGAUGGAGAUCGUGUUCGACCCGACAACGAUCGUGUUCGAUACAACAACCAGCGUGUUCGACACGAUAAGGAUUGUGUUCGACACGACGACCAUCAUGUUCGACACGACGAUGACCAUGUCGGACACGACGACCAUCGUGUUAGACACGACGACCACCGUGUCGGACACGACAACGAUCGUGUUCAACACGACGACCAUCGUGUUUGACACGACAACCAUCGUGUCAGACACGACAACGAUCGUGUUCAACACGACAACCAUCGUGUUUGACACGACGACCAGCGUGUCGGACACGACAACGAAUGUGUUCAACACGACGACCAUCGUGUUUGACACGACGACCAGCGUGUCGGACACGAGAACGAUCGUGUUCAACAUGACGACCAUCGUGUUUGACACGACGACGACCGUAUCGACCAUCGUGUUCGACACGACGACGACUGCGGUGAAAGUGUUGGAGAAAACUUGUUGACGUCACCGAUAAACCAGCACUGGACAC
Molecule: messenger RNA, 795 nt
Organism: Chara braunii
Lineage: Eukaryota; Viridiplantae; Streptophyta; Charophyceae; Charales; Characeae
Source: the annotation of a GenBank genome assembly